Carassius carassius (crucian carp) is the source of this 692-nucleotide messenger RNA. RefSeq names its product kynurenine 3-monooxygenase-like. The transcript has 4 exons. The record is from RefSeq and is a predicted model, not a curated record. Gene Ontology annotation, molecular function: flavin adenine dinucleotide binding; kynurenine 3-monooxygenase activity; NAD(P)H oxidase H2O2-forming activity. Gene Ontology annotation, cellular component: mitochondrial outer membrane. Bases 155 to 418 code for a protein of 87 amino acids. NCBI's taxonomy places the organism in Eukaryota, Metazoa, Chordata, Actinopteri, Cypriniformes, Cyprinidae. Gene Ontology annotation, biological process: NAD+ metabolic process.
UAAACAAGAUUUUGUCUCUUAACAGGCCUGAUGUCCAGAAGACGGAGAUGCAGGCUGAUCUGAUCGUAGGCUGUGAUGGAGCUUUCUCUGAUGUCAGGAAGCAUUUCCUUUGGCAAAGUCGUUUCAAUUACAGCCAGACAUUCCCUACGGGUACAUGGAGCUCACCGUGCCCCCUAAAGACGGAGAUUUUGCUGUGGAGCCCAAUUACUUGCACAUUUGGCCCAGGAACACUUUCAUGAUGAUUGCCCUGCUCAACUUGGUAAAGAUGUUCACAUGCACACUCUUCAUGCCCUUUGAAGAAUUUGAGAAGAUUCGCUCCGGUGAUGAGGUCAUCUGUUUCUUCCAGAAAUACUUUCCUGACUCUGCACCUCUAAUAGGAGUGUCACAUUUACCAGAACACAGUACCAUGAAGCGGUGAAGCAAUGGCAUUGGCAAAAUUAGACAAAAAUUUGGUGUUUGAAAGUGCUUGAGAGCAACGUUUGUCUGACAAAUGACCUGUGCCAGUUUAAAAUCAUGAACCGUGAGAGGAUAAAAAACAAAGUGUUUAAAAACAGCUAUCAACAAAAUUAUUUCACUCGAAGACUCAUUAGCAUUAUGGUUAUAAUAGCACAUUUCAAACUGAUGGUAGAAAAAUAAGAUUCUGUGUUUUCAGUUGAAUUUUUUAUUAAAUUAGAAACUUCAGAAUGUCCUGU